Messenger RNA from Perca flavescens (yellow perch), 3722 nucleotides. Its product is annotated as NACHT, LRR and PYD domains-containing protein 5. NCBI's taxonomy places the organism in Eukaryota, Metazoa, Chordata, Actinopteri, Perciformes, Percidae. Bases 312 to 3491 code for a protein of 1059 amino acids. The record is from RefSeq and is a predicted model, not a curated record. The transcript has 10 exons. Gene Ontology annotation, molecular function: protein binding.
UUUUAAACUGAACUACAUCACUAAUAAUGAUCAUAAACUGUGUGAUAGGCUACUCACGCACUUAAACACAAAUAACCUGCUGUUAUUCGAAACGGAGGGUGGGGGUUCAAAACCGAAAGUAAAAAAAAAAAAAGAUAAACAAGUUGACGGGACUAUAUCCGACGACCGACGGUCUCGUUAGCGCAGAGUGUGGAAAAGGCAAACGUUGACUGCACCAUGAGACGUCAAGAGAAGAUAUUACAAUCAAAACGCAACAAGGAGAAACUGGUUUUAAUCCUUUAAAUUUUUGUGUUUCAGCUGCAGCAGUAGAAAUGGCUGAGGAGAGGAAGAAGAGGAAGCGAUCCACGUCUUCAUCCUCGCCUUUAUUGUCUGAACAGCCAACCAGCUCCAGCAGUAAGCGGACCAGCUCAAUGUCCAAGGAAUCUACUGCUCCCAGUAUUGUCUCUUUGAAGAGUGAAAGAUCCAAAGGCUAUCCACUCAACUUUGGUGUUGAUGAGUCAAAACGUUCACAAUCGAGUGAGUCCACUGCUCCCAGUGUUGUCUCUUUGAAGAGUGAAAGAUCCAAAGGCCAUCCACUCAACUUUGGUGUUGAAAAGACACAAAGUGAGCUGACUGGGGAGCCGUCCAGCUGUGCGAUGUGUAUGGAGGUCUUGAGUGAUCCAGUCCGUUUAACCUGUGGACACUGGGCAUGCAAACAGUGUGUCAGCUCAGACAACCCCUGCACAAAGUGUGGAAAGAAAGUCAGAAAAGAUCCUGGACACCAAAGAGAUACUGAGGAAGACACUAGGGGCAGCCAUCUUUUGAAUGCAAAGAAGAAUCAUAGAAAAGCAAUGCAGAAUAAAUUUACUUUGACAUCUGAAGGUUUGGGUGACCAAAAGAAUCCCCUGAACAGCAUCUACACGACACUCUUCAUCAACCCUGGAGAGAGUGAAGGGCUACAUGAAGAACAAUCGUUCAGACACAUCAAACCUACAUUGAAAAAAAAAAAAUCUUCGGAAAAAUUAAACAUCAAUGACAUCUUCAAACGGUCAUCUGGCCAAGAGAAACCCCCCAGAACAGUCCUGACGAAGGGCGUUGCAGGAAUUGGAAAAUCAUUUUCUGUGCAGAAAUUCAUUCUUGAUUGGGCCGAGGAGAGAGCUAACCAGGACAUUGAUUUUGUUUUCAAUCUUGCUUUCCGAGAGCUGAAUCUGAGUACAGAAAACAAAAGCUUGCAUAAGCUCCUGACUGAUCAUCACCCUGCUCUCCAUGAUCUGAGAGAUUCAGAAGAUUUAGUCAAAGCCAGGGUUAUCGUGAUCCUGGAUGGCCUGGAUGAAAGCAGACUUCCACUGGACUUCAAGAACAAGCCGGUAACAUCUGUCAGUGAAGUAACAUCUGUUGGUAAUCUCCUAGCAAACCUCAUUCAGGGAAACCUUCUUCCUGAUGCCAACCUGUGGAUAACAUCCCGUCCAGCAGCAGCCAAUCAGAUCCCUGCAGAGUUUGUUGACAUGGUGACGGAGAUAAGAGGGUUCAGUGACCCACAAAAAGAAGAAUACUUCAGGAAGAGAUUCAGUAAUGACUUGAGCCUUGCUGACAGGAUAAUUUCACACAUUCACUCUUCGCAAAGUCUCAACAUCAUGUGCCAGAUCCCGAUCUUCUGCUGGAUUUCGGCCGUAUUAUUUCAGGAGAUCUUUGGGGGAGAAGAGAAAGCUGAGACUCCCCAAACUCUCACAGAGAUGAUGGCACAUUUCCUGUUUGCCCAGACAAUACGCAGAAGCAGAAAAUAUGACAAGAAGACUGAGGAAAACAAAGAGAGACUUCUCAUGACACACAGAGAAUUUCUUCUGAAACUCGGCAAGCUUGCAUUUGUCCAGCUGCAGAAGAACAACCUCAUCUUCUACGAUGAAGACCUGGAAGACUGUGGCAUUGACAUACGAGAGGCAUCCAUCCACUCUGAAUUUUGUAGCGCAGUUUUUAGGGAAGAAGAAAUCUUUUCCCAGAAAAAGAUCUUCUUCUUUGUGCACCUGACCAUACAGGAGUUCUUUGCUGCUCUUUUUGUCUAUGACUGUUUCACAAACAAGAAUACAAAAGAGCUCGGCAACUUCCUCGAUCUGAAGGACAAAGAACAUACCUUACUUGAUCUUCUGAAGAUGACCGUUGACAAAGUGUUGGAGAAGAAGAACGGCCAUCUGGACUUCUUCUUGCGAUUCCUCCUUGGCCUCAUGGUAGAACCCAACCGGAGAGUCCUUCAGGGUCUGCUGACAUCGCCGGACCCAAGCCAAGAUACAGACAAGAAAAUCUUGACUCACCUCAAAGCAAUCCGAAGAAAGGCCCUCUCUCCAGACAGUUGCAUCAACCUCUUCCAGACCAUGGUCGAGAUGAGAGACCAUAAAGUCAAAGAUGAGAUUCAGGAAUAUCUCAAACUGUCAGAGCGUUCAAAAACUGAGCUGACUCCACUGCACUGCUCUGCGCUGGCCUACAUGCUGCAGGUAUCGAAAGAUGAUCUGAAUGUGAUAGACUUGAAAAGUUACAACACAUCAGAUGAAGGCCGAAGGAGGCUGAUACCAGCUGUGAGGACCAGCAGAAAGGCCAUACUGGCAGACUGCAAAGUGACAGAAGAAUGGGUCAAACAUCUGGCCUUUGGUCUCAAGUUCCCCUACUCAGCUCUGAGAGAUCUGGAUCUGAGCAACAAUGACCUGAAAGAUUCAGGAGUGGAGCUGCUCUGUGAUGGACUGUCGAGUCAAUGCUGCAGACUGAAGAAACUGAGUCUGUCAGGUUGUCAGGUCACAGGAGAAGGCUGGGUUCAUCUGGCCAAGGCUCUGAAGUCCAACCCUUCCCAUCUGACAGAGCUGGACCUGAGCUACAACAAUCUGGGAGAAUCAGGAGAGAAGCUGCUCUCUGAGCUGAAGAAGGAUCCACAAAACCAGCUCACCAUACUCAAUGUUGAACACGGUGGAAGUCAACGGAUGAAACAGGGAUUCAAGAAAUAUGCCUGUGAUCUCACUUGGGACCCCAACACAGCCCACAAGAACCUCCUUCUCUCUGAAGGGAACAGAAAGGUGACCUGGGUGAAAGACGAGCAGCCAUAUCCCCCUCAUCUGGAAAGGUUUGAUCUCUGCCAGCAGAUGCUGUGUGAACAGGGUCUAGAUGAGCGCUGCUACUGGGAGGUUGAGGUGGAGGAGCCCUUCAACAUCGGGUUAACGUACAGAAGCAUUGGCAGGAAAGGGGAUGGGAGAGAUUGCAAGCUAGGGCACAACGACAAGUCUUGGGCUCUCAUGUGCUCUGAUGAAGGUUGUUUUGUUCAGCACAGCAACGACAAAGUAGAUGUAUCUUCCCUUUGCUCGCGCUCUAGUCGGCUGGGGGUGUAUCUGGAUUGGCCGGUUGGCACUCUGAUCUUCUACAGAGUCUCCUCUGACAGUCGGACCCGCCUCCAUACCUUCAAAACUACGUUCAAUGAGCCCCUCUAUCCCGCUGUUGAACUUCACACUCAUUCAUCUGCAUUUUUUGUCGGCUAAAGGCUCUGACACACCAACACGACAACCAACCGUCGGCAGAAAAGGCAGUUGGACUGAUCAGUCUCCCUGAGUUGGUCAAAAAAGUGCCUCGGAACACACCGAAGCGAUGCCGACUUGAGCGUACGUUCUGCGUGUGCGCGAGAUGUACUACGUCUCCAAUCUGUAUUGUCGCCCAAAAAAUGAAAACCGGCAGCACACUGGCCAAUUCAACAAGUCAAAUCGGCCCAAAUG